Messenger RNA from Peromyscus eremicus (cactus mouse), 153 nucleotides. Its product is annotated as small ribosomal subunit protein mS33-like. The transcript has a single exon. Bases 1 to 153 code for a protein of 50 amino acids. NCBI's taxonomy places the organism in Eukaryota, Metazoa, Chordata, Mammalia, Rodentia, Cricetidae. The record is from RefSeq and is a predicted model, not a curated record.
AUGGCUUCACUUUCAGAAUAUGCACUGCGUAUGUCUCGUCUGAGUGCCUGGACCUUUGGUGAAGUGGCCAGGCCUACUGAUUCAAAGUCCAUGAAAGUAGUGAAUAUGUUCAGUGAACAGCCCUUGGCCAAAAAGGAAGAGACUUAUGACUAG